AUGGCACUGGUUCAAACGCACCGCUUCAAUUGGAUGGGCUACGAGGGCACCAUGUCCGAGGCGCUCAACCUGGACUUGCUGCGCCACAGCAACAUGGGAAGCUUGCGUUACAGCGAUUAUAAUUAUCGGCAGGCAGUAGUGGCUGACAUCCGCAUGCGACUGAAGAUUAUUAAGCGUGAGCUUGGCCUUCUGCCUCCAGAGGAAGAUGUGGAGGAGGGGAAUAUGGAUCACAUUGCGAAGGACGAAUUCGUGGAUGUGGAUGAAUACGAGGGAAAUGAAUAUUUGUUGCGCAUUCAGAGACGGCGCAAUGCGCUCCUCUACAGUAAGGGACCUCUUGUUGCCAGUGAGGACGAUGAAGCGGAAGCGGUAUACUACCACCCUGCCCCGCCCACUGCGGAAGUGCAGCGGCAGGCUGUGCCUUCGUUCGCCCUUGCCGUGCAAUCGCUGCUCGUUCGGGCGGGCGAGACGUUUGUUUCUUACCUUGACGGCAGCGAAUUUGUGGCGGUGUCGAAGCUGUCGGAACAUAACGAGGCUCGUCGCGGUGAGGUGGAGGCAGCGGCCGAGGAGGCAGGUGCGGUGCUCCCGUCAGCAAGCGAGUUUGAGGUGACGUCCCUCCAGGCCGCACUCGAAAAGCGCGAACAGCUGCGGAUGAAGCUUGACGCCGUGCGGGCAGCGAGCGACCCGAGUUACGCGUCCCGCUUCGUCCGCGCAGAAGAGCGCGACAACAGCGGUCAGCCCGUCACGAACGUGUUCCCGGAGGACGGCGAUGAGAAGAAUCUCUCAGCGAAGUUACAGGCAGCGAAGGUACAGUUGGAAUCCGCAAGACUGGCGUACAACAAGCGGGCAUAUGUUGCCGCGCGGCGCGUUCAGAAGGCGCUCGCAAACUAUGUACCUCCGGCCGAACUCUAG
This is a messenger RNA of Trypanosoma rangeli, 909 nucleotides long. RefSeq lists its product as uncharacterized. Lineage: Eukaryota; Euglenozoa; Kinetoplastea; Trypanosomatida; Trypanosomatidae. The transcript has a single exon. The coding region runs from base 1 to 909 and encodes 302 amino acids. The record is from RefSeq and is a predicted model, not a curated record.